AUGCGAUUUGUGGCCGAACCGCUCUACCAACUGAGCCACAGCCGCCCCAAUUAUGCUAACUGCUUUGUUCGUGUAUUUGAGCGCAUGGAAAGGGACCCGGCGCAGGAGAGUGGUGGGCCCACUGAACUGACUGAGCAUAAAAUAAGGCAGUUGCUGCUGGAGCUGUGCCAUAGAGCAGGUGGCAGCCAGCACCUCCGGCAAAUCCAUCACAGCAUCCAGCUCAAUGAGGCACUGUUGAAGUCCAUUCUAACAACUCUUCCAGAGAUGGAUGCAGAGUCUUCUUUAGGAUGUGUCAUUUUCUUCUCUGAAGCAAACGGUCCAAACUGCCAUAUAUCCCAGUUCAACCCUUUUACUGAGUGUAAUUCAAUCGGUUGUAACAAAUUUGAUCAGGCUGCUAUGGGUGAGAGUGAGUGGGACUGGGCCCAACUGCUGCCAGCCUAUCAGAGCAUGAGUCAGGUGACCUUCACGAUGCUGCUCGCAAACAGAUGGGAGAUGCAAGAUGCUGCAGCACUAGAGGAUGAAGAGGACAUUUUCGUGGAUCAUUUAAAGAAGAUUUACUUGAACAAGAAAUUAAACAUAUCAGAAAGCCCCAAAGACUGUUUAAAGUUUAUGCUAUGUCAUUGCAUUGCAUGUUGUGGUUCUGGUUCUUUGCAGAAGAAUAAUAAUCCCAAUAUAAGACUGACAUAUAAAAAACUGGCAUAUUACAAAUAA
This is a messenger RNA of Xyrauchen texanus (razorback sucker), 711 nucleotides long. RefSeq lists its product as uncharacterized. The record is from RefSeq and is a predicted model, not a curated record. Lineage: Eukaryota; Metazoa; Chordata; Actinopteri; Cypriniformes; Catostomidae. The transcript is spliced from 5 exons. The coding region runs from base 1 to 711 and encodes 236 amino acids.